Molecule: messenger RNA, 1073 nt
Organism: Lethenteron reissneri (Far Eastern brook lamprey)
Lineage: Eukaryota; Metazoa; Chordata; Hyperoartia; Petromyzontiformes; Petromyzontidae
Product: olfactory receptor 1500-like
Biological process (GO): G protein-coupled receptor signaling pathway; detection of chemical stimulus involved in sensory perception of smell
Cellular component (GO): membrane
Molecular function (GO): odorant binding; olfactory receptor activity; G protein-coupled receptor activity
Source: RefSeq, a predicted model, not a curated record
GGGAAACUUAACACCAAGGGUAUUAAAGCAGUGAAAAACGGGGGGUUCGUUCCACCAUGCUGUUCGCCCAGGAGCAAAAAGCAAACGACAACGACAUGAACAACGGCAGCUCCCUCUUCCUCCUGUCCACAUUUGAGCUCCCGUCCGCCAUACAGAUGCUCAUAUUCCUGCCCACGUAUACGGCGGCCGUCCUCGCCAACCUGCUGCUCAUCGCCACCGUGGCGCUGUGCGCGGAGCUGCACAAGCCCAUGUACGUCUUCCUGUGCAACCUCGCAGUCGGCGACAUCAUCGGCUGCACGAGCUUCGUGCCCAUGCAGCUGCACAUCCUCCUGACGGGCGACAGGCGCAUCCCGUUCGCAUCCUGCGUCACGCAGAUGUUCUGGAUCAACGUUUUUGUGAGCAACGAGUUCCUCACGUUGGCCGUGAUGGCGUUGGACCGCUAUGCGGCCAUCUGCUAUCCGCUGCGCUACCACGCCAUCAUCACGACGAAUCGGUCCUUUGCCGCGCUGCUGCUCAUGUGGACGAUUUGUGUCGCCAUUCAACUGGUCAUCCAUCUCCUCAUCAUGCGUCUGACGGUGUGGGUACCCAUUGGCCAACUGCAGGGCAUGUUCUGCGACCACGGAAGUCUGCUCAAGCUCUCCGUCUCCAACACCCGUGUCAACGAAGUGUGCGGUCUGGUGGGCGUCGUGUUAACGGUGGUGGCACCACUCUGCGUGAUGGCCUUCACCUACUGGGGCAUCCUGCGGCAGUGCGUCAGGAUGAAUUCGAAGGAUUUUAACAGGAAGGCACUCUACACCCUCAUAACGCACUUCUCGGCACUCGUCGUCUGCUCUUCGGUGGUGUUCACCUUGGUGCUGGUCCCGCGCUUGGUCGGAGACUCGCAGAAUGCCUUUGUGAGGACCGUGACCUUGUCCGUUCAAUUCCCCAUCAUUGUCGUGCCGAUUGCAAAUGUACUCAUUUAUUUCUUUCGGACCAAAGAAUUGAGGCAAGCGUCCAUCAAAUACUGUCAAAAGUUAGUUCUUGGAUCAGUCGCAUCUUUCACGUCUCGCAAGGUCUGCGUCAAUGGGAACUAA